CGCGAAUUGACGAUAUGUCGCCCUUCGUCAACGACAUGGACUUCAGCGAUCCUUUCGGAUACUGCAAUCAGUACAUUGCCAGCGACUCCUCGUCCGCGUCCUCUCACAGUCCCAGCGCGAGUCUCAUUGAUGGUCUGCAGAGGAACUUCAGCGACAUGGCAAUGGCGUACUCGAGUCAGCGUCAGGACAUCUUCCCGAGAAGCGACAGCGACUGCAAGGCGGCGCGCGAGGCGAUCUACAGUCGUCCUGGCGGCAGCGGAGGCGUGGAUGUGUUCAAGAGGAGGCGUCUGGCCGCCAAUGCUCGCGAAAGACGCCGCAUGAACAAUCUGAACGAUGCCUUUGAUCGUCUUCGCGAGGUGAUUCCCUCCCUGGGCAGCGACAGGAAGCUCUCCAAGUUCGAGACUCUUCAGCUCGCGCAAGCCUACAUUUCCGUCCUCGUGGAGCUCCUGAGCAGAGACUAAUGUAAAUCCAUCGAUAAACUGACUAGAUAAGUGUGUAAAUGUUACUGAUUUUCGUGCAAUCUUAAUGUUAGAGCGUGUGCUUUAUUGUUUUAUUGAAAUAAGAAUUGAACAAUAAAUGGAA
Phlebotomus argentipes is the source of this 582-nucleotide messenger RNA. RefSeq names its product basic helix-loop-helix transcription factor amos (gene amos). The record is from RefSeq and is a predicted model, not a curated record. Gene Ontology annotation, molecular function: protein dimerization activity. The transcript has a single exon. NCBI's taxonomy places the organism in Eukaryota, Metazoa, Arthropoda, Insecta, Diptera, Psychodidae. The coding region runs from base 15 to 461 and encodes 148 amino acids.